Penicillium chermesinum is the source of this 1374-nucleotide messenger RNA. RefSeq names its product glycoside hydrolase family 76 protein. The record is from RefSeq and is a predicted model, not a curated record. The coding region runs from base 1 to 1374 and encodes 457 amino acids. Gene Ontology annotation, molecular function: mannan endo-1,6-alpha-mannosidase activity. Gene Ontology annotation, biological process: fungal-type cell wall biogenesis; carbohydrate catabolic process. The transcript has 4 exons. Lineage: Eukaryota; Fungi; Ascomycota; Eurotiomycetes; Eurotiales; Aspergillaceae.
AUGGGGCUCAUCAACUUUCCAGCGGCCUUGCGAAUCGUUGCCCUCGCUGGCAUCCUCCUCGCCGACCUAGCCUAUAGUAUUGAUUUGGAUAUCAAUGAUGAGCAGUCGAUCAAAGCCGCUGCCAGCACGACCACCUAUGCGAUGAUGACAUACUAUAAAGGGAACGAAUCGGGCCAGAUCCCGGGCGCCUUUCCAACCAAGUGGUGGGAAGGAUCAACCCUUUUCCUCGCCUUGCUCCAGUACUGGCAUUUCACUGGGGACACCACCUAUAAUGACGAGCUGCGCGUGGGGCUGGAAUGGCAAGCUGGCGACGACGAUUAUAUGCCCUCGAACUAUAGCUCUUUCCUGGGGAAUGACGAUCAAAUGUUCUGGGGAUUGGCGGCCAUGACAGCUGCUGAAUUACAAUUCGCAGAUGCAACCGACGUCGGAAGUGGAUACUCCUGGCUCUCUCUGGCACAGGGUGUGUUCAACAGCCAGAUCAAGCGCUGGGAUAACACCAGUUGUCAUGGUGGUAUGCGGUGGCAGAUUUGGGAGUGGGAAUCUGGGUACACCAUGAAGAAUGCGAUUUCAAACGGUGGAUUGUUUCAACUGUCAGCGCGCCUUGCUCGAUACACCCACCAGGCGAUAUAUUCGCAAUGGGCUGAAAAGAUAUGGUACUGGUCCUUAUCCACACCUCUGAUAAGCAAUUCAACGUGGCAUGUAGCCGACUCGACCUCGGCCAUACAUCACUGUGAUGACCAAGGCGAUACGCAGUGGACAUACAACUACGGCACCUAUAUGAUGGGCGCAGCAUACAUGUACAACUACACCAACGGCAGCACAGUAUGGCUGGACGCGGUAAAUGGACUUUUGACAAAAACAUUUGACACUUUCCUUUCGAACAAUAUUUUGGAAGAAAUCACCUGCGAACCAACGGAACAAUGUAACGACAACGACAUCCUUUUCAAGGGCCUUCUGUCAUCCUGGCUGUCCUUUACAGCUCUUUUGGUCCCAUCAACGUAUAAUAAAAUCAUGCCUGUCCUGAAAGCCUCAGCUCAAGCAGCUGCCAAGUCAUGCACUGGCCACAAUAACAACACCUGUGGAGUUCGCUGGUAUCUGUCUACUUACGAUGGCUGGAUCGGAAUGGAGGAGCAGAUCAGCGCCACCAAUAUCUUCGUUGCCAACAUGAUCGCUUUCGACCGGUCGGCUCCCGUGACAGCCUAUACAGGGGGCGACAGUACGAGCAACCCAUCAGCUGGCGAGACUAACAGCAGUGACACCAAUCCAAAAGAAAGCCCUAUCACUGCUGCUGACAAGGCCGGGGCUAUAAUGCUGACCAUCGCCUUCGUAGGAGGCUGGAUUGGUAUUAUGGGAUUCAUACUUAUGGGUAGCUGA